GUCACUUCCGGGAAAAUGGCGGCGCCCAUGGAGCGCUCCACGCCGGCUCUGCUGUCCAGUUCUGUCCAGUGAUUGUUAUUUGGGGAUUUUUAAUUGCUGUCAUUGUUUCUGCUCCGCCCCUGGAGGACUGCGGGUGAGUCACCCUCCAGAGCCGGUCACCUACAGGCAGCGGACAAAAUGGACUCCCCAUCUAAUAGCAAGAGCUCGGGCUUGAAGAUUGCAGAGCAGCAGAUGCAGCGGCACGGCUGGACGGAAGGAAAAGGUCUUGGAAAACGAGAAGAUGGGAUAUCGGAGGCCAUUAAAGUCAAAGUGAAGUGUGACAAGGCCGGGGUGGGACAUAACGCCGCAGAGCAGUUCACUUUCCAUUGGUGGGAUCACGUGUUCAAUAAAACCGCUUCCAGCAUCUCCGUGGAGCCUGAUCAGGACGGGGUUCAGGUGAAGAAGGUCUCGGGAGAUGACGGCACGGUGUCCAGCAGAAAGCCCCGGAAGGCCAUGUUGUCCCGUAACAUGCUGUACGGACGCUUCAUUAAGUCGGCCACACUGAUGUCAGGCGGGGAGCAGCCGGUGGAAGAGGCGUCCUCAUCUCAAGACACCAGCGACAGCAGCGAAGAUGAGGAUUCAAAACUUGAUCUGUCCUCCGCAACUAAGUUGACUGAUGAGGACCUGGUGAAGAUCUGUGGUGGCCGCACAGCUCACAAAGGAGCAAGGCAUGGACUGACCAUGAACGCCAAACUCUCUAGAAUAGAAGAGCAGGAAAGAGCAUUUAUGGAAAAGUACGGCAAGAAGGAAAUAAAGACGCAACCAACCAAGUCAACGGAUGAGAUCAACGGUGAUGACGAGAAGAGAAAAAAAAAGAAAAAACAGAGGGAAGGAAAUGUCGAAGAACAAAACAGCAAUCUCUCCAACAUAGAAGUGCCAAAGAAGAAAAAGAAGCAUAAAAAGAAAGAUGGUGAAGAAGUUGUGGCCAAUGGUCAUGACCAAGAACAGGUUCCUUCUAUGGAGGAAGAUACAAUGGCCUUGCAGAAGAAGAAAAAGAAGCAAAAAAAGGAAGAUGGUGAAGAAUCAGUGGAAGUUGUGGCCAAUGGUCAUGACCAAGAACCGGUUCCUUCUAUGGCGGAAGAUACAAUGGCCUUGAAGAAGAAGAAAAAGAAGCAAAAAAAGGAAGAUGGUGAAGAAUCAGUGGAAGUUGUGGCCAAUGGUCAUGACCAAGAACAGGUUCCUUCUAUGGAGGAAGAUACAAUGGCCUUGAAGAAGAAGAAAAAGAAGCAUAAAAAGGAAGAUGGUGAAGAAUCGGUGGAAGUUGUGGCCAAUGGUCAUGACCUAGAACAUGAUACAAUGACCUUUAAGAAGAAAAGGAGCAAAGUUCCAGAGAUCGAUGAAGACCACAGUGAUGACCUUUCUGUAGAAAAGAAAAACACCAGACCAUCAAAGAAGAAAAAGAAAACGGUAGAGCGGGAAGAGUCCAUGUUGAGCGGUCAUGCAGAAGACAGUGUUCAAUCUAUGGAAGAUGGAGACUCUAGACGUGAAGUGGAGGACAGCAAAUAUGAAAAUACAGAAGAGGAGAUGCGAAAGUCCAAGAAGAAGAAAAAGAAAAGCAAGAGAACAGAAGCUCACGCAGAGUUGGUCGAGGCUGACGACCACACAGCAUAUUCAGAAGAGGAGCUUUCAAGAAAACCCAAAACUGAGAAGAAGUGGAAGGUGGAUGAGGAAAAUGGAGAAGGAAGGUCGAAAAGGAAAAAGAAAAAACUAAUAGAUAAUGAAGACCUGCCCGAGGAAGAAGAAAUGAAAGCCAAGAAGAAGAAAAAGAAAUCGAAAGGCAAGGACAGAGGAGUCUGAGCAGAGGCCAAGGAGAAGCUGGGAUAGAAGACGUUGUGAAUGUCAUGUUGUUGUGGCAGCAUUGGAAGGUAAUAUUUUAUCUUGGUUUAUUUCCUCGAUUCUCAUUUCCCAAAAACACAUCUCUGGCGGCUUUUAAACCUCUGAAAUUGUUUUGAUACUUGAGACUUACAAGAAAUAAGUCCACGUGGGACGUGAGGAACCUGCCAAGGAAUGUUGUGGACUCUUAAAGAGCCUUUUUUUUAAAUAUGUAACAUAUAAAAUAUCACAUCAUUGUAAUAAAACAUGAAUUAUGUAGUAAAAACCAGAGUCACCUCCAUGGUGUACGCCGCGGUAGUGUGACUGAGGAGAAGGUCCUCACUCUGCAGAACCUCAUCUUCACAGACAUCAGUAGACCGUGUCCUACACUCAGAGAACCUUAUGUUCACGUCAUAUAUCUUCCCCAUCUUUACCGGUUACCUGUGAUACAUGUCUGAUUUCACCGAAACUUCUCCACACUAGUAAAUACAAACAGCGCCACUUUGGCUAGCAGGCUGAGUUUGGUAUUGCUCAGUGAAGUGAAUUCGGCCGAGUUGCAAUACCAGACACAUGUGAGGGGAGCGGUUUCUGGAG
This is a messenger RNA of Bufo bufo (common toad), 2445 nucleotides long. RefSeq names its product G-patch domain containing 4 (gene GPATCH4). The coding region runs from base 178 to 1836 and encodes 552 amino acids. The transcript has 9 exons. The record is from RefSeq and is a predicted model, not a curated record. Gene Ontology annotation, molecular function: nucleic acid binding. NCBI's taxonomy places the organism in Eukaryota, Metazoa, Chordata, Amphibia, Anura, Bufonidae. Gene Ontology annotation, biological process: regulation of ribosome biogenesis. Gene Ontology annotation, cellular component: nucleolus.